Molecule: messenger RNA, 1259 nt
Organism: Cornus florida
Lineage: Eukaryota; Viridiplantae; Streptophyta; Magnoliopsida; Cornales; Cornaceae
Exons: 3
Coding region: 84-1178 (364 amino acids)
Source: RefSeq, a predicted model, not a curated record
UUCUCUACCUAGGUCUUCUUUAUCAGCAGCCCAAAACCUUGCUCAUCUCUUCAGUUUAUGGAACUUGCAAGUGCCUAGGUAUCAUGGGAAGGAACACUGAAAAACAGAUUAGUCUACAGUCAGGAUCUAAGAAAACAAAUCAGGCUACGAUGGAAGGCGAUAUGAGAAAAUCCCUAUUUUCUUCAAUUUCAAAGUCAACAAUCCAGAAUGGCAGACCAAACAGUAUGGUUAUUAAGAAAAAGCAUACAGUAAUUCCCGCUCACAUAGUAGCCGAGGCCAUAUCAACACUCCAUGGUCUUGAUCUGAGAUGGUCAGGUCCUAUCACACCGAACGAAAGGCAAUAUGUUGAGCAGUAUGUUCUUGCGAAGUACCCAGAAUACUCUAAUGCCCUAGUUGAAGGAGGAGAAAAGACUGACCUCUAUGAACUUUGCAUCAAAGAGGAGCCUUCAGAGUCCCCACUCGAUGAUAAGCGAAAGUCACCUCGGGGUGGUUUUAGAGAGUCAUCCUCACCCUCAUUUGGAAGCAAUCUUCCUGAUCUAGACAAAACCCAGCUGGAGCCAUCGAGACUGCUUGAUAUCCUCACAAAAAAAUCCACCUUUCAAGGGAGUUUCAUCUCAAUCCCUGAAAUUCAAGCUCGAAAUAAGGUCUUGAAGCACUGUGGAUUGCCUGAUGAGGAUUACCUUGUUCUCUUCACUCCAAGUUACAAGGAUGCCAUGAUGUUGGUCGGCGAGAGCUAUCCUUUCUUCAGGGGAAACUUCUACAUGACCGUUAUUGAGGAAGAGGUCGAUUACAUAAGGGAAUUUGCAAGUUACAAGGAAUCGAAAGUGAUCUCAGCCCCAGAAACUUGGUUGGAUUUGAGGAUCAAAGGAUCACAACUCAGCCAAUAUUUUAGAAGGAAGUGCAAGCACGGCCACAAGGGACUAUUUUCUUACCCAGCUGAUGUGAAUGGGACCCGUUACUCGAUGCAUUGGGUUUCUGAAGCCCAUCGGAACUCAUGGCAUGUUCUGCUCGACGCGACUGGACUAGUGGUAGGGGAGGAUCGGUUGAACCUCACACUCCACAGGCCUGACUUUGUGUUGUGCAGCAUAGACAAUACACAUGCUCAUCCUUCAAAGAUCACCUGCCUCUUGGUUAGGAGGAGAUCCUUUGAUACAACAACAUCACCUGCACAAGAGUAAGGUGUAUUUGUACCAGAAUUCAGAAACUGUUUAAAUUGGUUCAGUGAUAUCUAUAUACUACUACAUGUUUGCACUAUGAAA